GGCGGAGGUGGAGGGGAGCCAGAGCGGCAAGCGGACGCGGAAGCGGAAGCGGAUUUUCGAGAUCGAGCGAAAACCCGCGCGGCGGCGUGUGGGAUCCCGGGCGGGAUUCCGGUCCGCGGGGGCAGCGCUCUGCCAGGGCGGCGUGUGCGUGGAGUCCUGA
Messenger RNA from Ostreobium quekettii, 160 nucleotides. The record is from the annotation of a GenBank genome assembly. NCBI's taxonomy places the organism in Eukaryota, Viridiplantae, Chlorophyta, Ulvophyceae, Bryopsidales, Ostreobiaceae.